AUGGAGGCAAGUGUGCACAAUUAUAGCCGUUCGCCAGGAUUCUAUGUAGAGAAGAUAUUGAAGGUAUCCAUCAAGCGCAUAGAGAAGAAGAAGGAGAAUCGCUAUGUAACAGCUUUCUUUAGCACACUUCUCUUCACCUGCCGAAACAUCAUAGGCUACACAUUCAGCAACAGCAAAGAAGUUGUUGACUAUGUUGCUGACAUAUCUCCUUUGCUCUGUCUCUCCUUCAUCCUCGACGGAUUAACGGCAGUUCUAAAUGGAGUGGCUAGGGGAUGUGGGUGGCAACACAUUGGAGCUUUGAUCAACGUGGUGGCUUAUUAUCUUGUAGGAGCUCCUGUUGGAGUUUACUUAGCUUUCAGUCGUGAGUGGAAUGGAAAAGGACUCUGGUGCGGUGUUAUGGUUGGAUCCGCGGUGCAAGCCACUUUACUGGCUAUCGUCACAGCCUCCAUGAACUGGAAGGAACAGGCUGAGAAGGCAAGGAAGAGAAUAAUCUCAACUAAAAAUGGAUUGGUUUAA
Molecule: messenger RNA, 516 nt
Organism: Arabidopsis thaliana (thale cress)
Lineage: Eukaryota; Viridiplantae; Streptophyta; Magnoliopsida; Brassicales; Brassicaceae
Product: MATE efflux family protein
Exons: 3
Coding region: 1-516 (171 amino acids)
Biological process (GO): transmembrane transport; xenobiotic transport
Cellular component (GO): membrane
Molecular function (GO): antiporter activity; xenobiotic transmembrane transporter activity
Source: RefSeq, marked reviewed